AUGUCUAAAUUGAAAGUGUUGACAACAGUGCCAAGGCGGACGCAAGCAUGGAAAGCCAGUCAGGAGAGGCGGGAAGAGCACGGGGAGGAGCAGCAACGCUCAGCGCGGAGCGGGGCGGUGCUGGGUGCAGGCACCCGAAAGCCGCCGGCUGGGCUGCUCCAGCCCCGCCGGGUCCGGGGACGCCUCGCCACUCCUCCGACCCCGGCGGCCACUUUUAAAACAGUUUCCCAAGUGCGGCUGGGACGCCGGGAGGCCAGCCGUGCGAGGGGAACCGCCGGCCCAGGCCCGGGUCCGCAGGCGGUGGCCGGGAAGCGGCGCCGGCCUCCGGGGCCUUUGUCGUCGGCCCAGGCGGCCAGCGGCACCACCAAGCGGGCCGCGCAGCCGGACGUCGGACGCGGCGGCGGCCGUAGGAGGCCGCGGGCCCGGGCACCGCCCGCCGAAGCCCGCGGCGCGUCCCUGAGGCGUCGCGGGGCCCCCAGGUCCCGGCCGGCCACAGGCGGAAACGGGACGGCGCCGCCGGCGAGGCUCGCUCGCGGGGCAGCGCGGAGGAGGGGCCUCCCGGCCGCGGCCGCCCCCCGCCUCGCGCGGCGGCUCCAACUUUCCCCCGAGCGCAGGACGCGCCUGGGCCGCGCACGGUUCCGAAACUUUGUCCGCGCCGCAGGGACGGCUGCCCGCGCCCACCCGCCGGGCGGCCCGUGUUUACCUCAGGCCGAGGGCGCGGGCCCCGCGUUGGCGGCCCCACAGCAGGUCCCUAGGUCCCGGUCACGUCGCCACCAAGCUCCCAGCGCGGACUCCUCCGUCCGCUCCGAGGCGGCGCGGGGCUCGCCGGCCGGGCCGGCAGGCGGCGGCGGGCAGGGCGCGGACCCGGCUGCGCUUCUCGCGCGGCUCGCGCUCCGCGGCUCCCCUCCCCCGCCCGGUCUGGCCGCCCCGCGCUCUCCCCUUCCGCUCCGCCACUUGUCGGCGCGCUGCGGUGACGACGGCGGCGGCCAGACGCGCCGCCCUCGGCCUGCUCGCUUGCUGGGGCCGGGCGCACUCGGCGGCAGCGCCCCGCGGGGCCGCAGGGGGGCGCCAGCAAGCCGCAGAGGGCGGCGGGCGCGCGGGCGGGCGCAGUCACGUCGCGCCGCCUCUGAACGCCGGGAGGACGGCCGCGAGCGGCGCGGGCUGCCGGGAAACGCCUUCCGCGCCCGGCGGCUCCGGCUCGGGCCUGGCGCAUGCGCGGGGCGGGGCUGGGGCGGGGCUGGCGGCGGAGCGCCGGGCCGCGGAAGGCGCUGUCGGGGCUGGGCGCGAGCAGCUGCGCGGCGUGGCUCCGCCGCCCGGAGGGCGCCGCGGGUUGGAAGGGGCGACAGGCGGCGGCCCGGCGUGCCCGGAGCUCUGCCGGCUGCGGGGCCUGCCCGGCAGGACGGCUCGCAGGCUCUGAGACCGCGCGGGGUUUGCCGCGCUUCGUCCGCGGCCGCCUCUCCGUGGGGACGGUGCGAACGGCAGCCUCGUCUACGAUCCGGGGAAGGAACGGUGGCCCGCGCGAGCAGCCUUCCGAAAGGCCGAGCCCCGCACUGCCUGAGCGACCGGCGCGUGACGGACAGCGGCCGCCGCGACGCGCAGCCUCACGUCGGUAUUUCCAGAGCGACCUUCGGUGUGGACUUUAUAUAAAGAUCUCCAUUCGUUUUCGGGAACACGUUCUCUCUUAAAAUCUGGCCUCCCAGGUGUCGUGAGCAUGUUUUUUAAGAGAAAAGGGCUCUUAAUGCUAUUGUGCUGGUCGUUUCUGCUUCCGUGUGCAAACGGAGAAGACGGUGGCGGUUUGUAAUAGGCCACAUCUUGCCUCCCCGGGGAAAAAAACAUGUUUAUUUCUGUACAUACAGCGUCCUCCCAAUUAUGUUUCCAUGAUCCUCCUACUUACGUUUCAUUAUUUUUCAUUUGCAACAUAAUGAGAUAGUUUUAAAUGAACGGUGGACUCUAAAAUGCAAGAGUGAAGACUGAUGUACCAUCACCGUCAGCAUUUUAGAUAUGAUUAUAACCAUAAAAGACACAAAUAAUGCCCUUCACAAAACAGCCUCCAACUGAAUGCCCAGUUGGUGUGCCACACUUAAAAUACCAAACGUGUCAUACAGCAACAGAAACCCAUAGUGCCACAUUUUAAAAUGAGGGUGAUCAUAUUGGUUUUGACAGAGCUCCAUCAGGAUAACUGCUGAUUGAUUUGUCAUGAACUCAGUACAAGAUAGAACUCAAAUUAAGGGGGGAGGGUCGCUGUAUAAAGACACUGGAUUAAGUGGGAAACAUGAUUGUAAUAUACACUCUGUCACUAAAGACCUUUGCAGUUUU
Manis pentadactyla (Chinese pangolin) is the source of this 2316-nucleotide messenger RNA. Its product is annotated as collagen alpha-1(I) chain-like. The transcript is spliced from 4 exons. The record is from RefSeq and is a predicted model, not a curated record. The coding region runs from base 1 to 1647 and encodes 548 amino acids. NCBI's taxonomy places the organism in Eukaryota, Metazoa, Chordata, Mammalia, Pholidota, Manidae.